Molecule: messenger RNA, 4756 nt
Organism: Xiphophorus hellerii (green swordtail)
Lineage: Eukaryota; Metazoa; Chordata; Actinopteri; Cyprinodontiformes; Poeciliidae
Product: extracellular calcium-sensing receptor-like
Exons: 9
Coding region: 1128-3770 (880 amino acids)
Biological process (GO): G protein-coupled receptor signaling pathway
Cellular component (GO): plasma membrane
Molecular function (GO): G protein-coupled receptor activity
Source: RefSeq, a predicted model, not a curated record
GAACAUGCAAACUCCAUGCAGAAAGGGCCGGGAAUCAAACCUAGGACCUUCUUGCUGCAAGGCAACAGUGCUACCAACUGCACCACUGUGCAGCCUUAUUUCAAAUCAAUUUAAUUGCUUAUGUAAAGAUAACUCUGACCCUUUUAAUAUUAAUUAACAUAUAUGAAACUACAGCGUGAUAUUGUGAAUUUGAAUAGAUAAAUGAAAGAUAAACAUGAUCUCCCAACAUGAACUUCCUUUAAGUCUAAUUGAAUUGUGGCUGUUGUCGUCAGAUCCUGGUAAAUUGUGAAAAUAAAAAAUAUAUAUACAUCAAACAAAUUCUGUCCCGAAUUGACUGACUGACUGGUGAAAGUUUGCUGUGUAAAUUAGGUAGAGAAUCAAAAGACAUGAACCCACCAGUUCUCCAGUUAUACAAGUUUGUUUGUGUAGUACAUUUCAGCAACAAGGCAGUUCAAGGUGCUUUACAUGAUGAAGACAAAAAAUACAAAGUGAUGGGACACACAGUCAAGAACUGAAGCAUUACUUUUAUCAUUUACAGAUUUGUGGAGUGGGGGCCUGAAAUGUGGUUCGCCCAGGACGCCAAACAGGCUACGACCGCCUCUGCCUGUGAGGUGUUUGUCAAAAUUUGACAUUUAAAAUGUCAAAAACCCUUAAAUUUACUCUUUGACCCAAAAUGGCUGACUUGCUGUUGGUCUUUGGAUCUUCAAAAGGCUUUUUUCACUGUACUGGAGGAUUAUUAGUACUAAAUUUUCAAAUAUCUAUGUUAUAUAUGUGUUUAAAACUGAGCUGAGAGCCGUUUCACCAUGUCCCUUUUGAAUUCCACUGCAGUAUUUGAAAUUUAUGCAAGUUUCACAUGUCUGUAAAAUUUGACUAAUAAUACACAUUCAAAUCACAACAGGCCUUUGUUGUGUUUUUGCUGUUUUGGCCUGGUUAUGAUCAAUCCAUGUCAUAGAUAUUUAAAUUCAACAUUUUUCUGAAAUUUUAACCAACUUAUUGAUGGUUAAGUUCAAGGUAAGCUUGAAAUGCAUAACAGGCCCCGCCCACUGCUCUUCCUCACCCCUGCUGGGCAGCGAAGUCAAUAAAAACAGUUGAGGAAGCCCUGAAACACAACAACCAGGAUCAACGAAAUGGACAUGACGCAAAACUUAAAGUGCACAAGCUCACUCUUGUUUCUACUGCUGCACUCUGGUGCUUUUUCUUCUGUGCCCUCCUCUUUGUUUCCCUCCUCCUGUCUGUUACAGGGAAGAUUUCAUCUAAAUGGCAUGCACAAGGCUGGGGAUUUGAUACUCGGCGGGCUGUUUCAGGUCCACUUCUUCUCCGUGUUUCCUGACCAGUCGUUUACCGCUGAACCACAACAGCUGAUAUGCCACAGUUUUGAUUUUUUAGGAUUUCGAAAGGCUCAGACCAUGGCCUUUGCCAUUGAUGAGAUCAACAGAGACAAUCGGCUUUUACCCAACGUGACUUUAGGGUACAGUCUCUACGACAGCUGUCUCACUCUCGGAGUUGGAUUUCGUGCAGCACUGGCAUUAAUCAGCGGUCAAGAGGAGCAUAUUGUGUUGAAUGAGACCUGUGAAGGAGCCCCUCCAGUUGUAGGACUUGUGGGAGAUUCUUCCUCUACACGCACUAUUGCUAUCUCCACUGUCUUGGGUUUGUACAGAGUGCCGAUGGUGAGUUAUUUUGCCACGUGUGCCUGUCUCAGUGAUCGGCAGAGGUUUCCAUCGUUCUUUAGGACAAUCCCGAGUGAUGCUUUCCAGGUGCGCGCCAUGCUUCAGAUACUGAAACACUUUGGCUGGACUUGGGCGGGUUUGCUGAUAAGUGAUGAUGAUUACGGGCUGGACGCCGCCCGCUCCUUCAACUCUGACCUGGGUGUGUCUGGAGGAGGCUGUCUGGCCUAUGUAGAGAUUCUGCCCUGGGAAAAAGAUUUGAAUGAAUUCAAGAGGAUCGUGGAUGUGAUGAGGAAAUCCACGGCCCGCGUUGUUGUUGUGUUUGCGCAUGAGGGUAUGAUCAUUAAUCUCAUGGAGGAGGUUGUGAGGCAGAACUUGACAGGCCUUCAGUGGCUGGCCAGUGAAGCCUGGUCCACAGCUGCCGUGCUCCAGACCCCUGACCUCAUGCCGUACCUCGGGGGCACUCUGGGCAUCGCUAUCCGUCAAGGAGAGAUACCAGGCCUCAGGGACUUCCUGCUCCAAACACGUGCUGAUCUACAACACACCACCACCUAUGAAAAUAGCAUGGCAAACCAGUUUUGGGAAUUCACAUUUCAAUGUAAAUUUGCACCAGCUCCAUCAGGCUGGGUUAAGGAUGGGGGAAGGAUUUGCUCUGGAGACGAGGAUUUGAAGGCCGUGGAAACUGAGUUCUUAGAUGUUUCUGAUCUCAGGCCUGAGUACAACGUCUACAAAGCUGUGUACGCUCUGGCAUACGCCCUUGAUGAGCUGCUGAGGUGUGAACCAGGAAAAGGGCCUUUCAGUAAGGAAAGCUGUGCAACUUUACAAAACCUUCAACCAUGGCAGCUUGUGUAUUAUCUAGAGAGGGUUAAUUUCACCACAUCAUUUGGUGACCAAGUGUCAUUUGAUGAGAACGGCGAUGCCUUACCAAUAUAUGACGUCAUGAACUGGCUCUGGCUCCCUGAUGGACAAACAAAAGUUCAAAAUGUCGGCGACGUAAAAGUGUCGCCUUUUAAUGGUGAACAACUCACACUUGAUGGAGACAAAAUCUUCUGGAACUUUCAAUCAAAAAAGCCGCCGCGGUCGGUGUGCAGCGAGAACUGUCCUCCAGGAACCCGUGUUGUGAGAAAGAAGGGGGAACCUGAGUGUUGUUUUGACUGCAUCCCUUGCUCUGAGGGAAUGAUCAGUAAUUACACUAAUUCCCUGGAGUGCUUCAGUUGUGCAGAGGACUUCUGGUCCAGUCCACGGCGAGAUCACUGUGUUCUUAAGCAAACAGAGUUCCUCUCCUAUCAGGAACCGCUAGGGUUCUGCUUGACAGCAGCCUCACUGCUGGGCACAUUCAUCUGCGCUGUUGUUCUGGGGAUCUUCAUCUAUCACCGCAGUACACCGAUAGUACGAGCCAACAACUCAGAACUGAGCUUCAACCUGUUGCUUUCCCUUAAACUGUGCUUCCUGUGUUCGCUGCUGUUCAUCGGACGACCCAGGCUGUGGACAUGUCAACUCAGACACGCAGCGUUUGGGAUCAGCUUUGUGCUUUGUGUGUCCUGCAUCCUGGUUAAAACCAUGGUGGUUCUGGCUGUGUUCAAAGCCUCCAAGCCAGGAGGGGGAGCCAGUCUCAAGUGGUUCGGCGCUUCGCAGCAGAGAGGAACUGUUCUGGUUCUCACCUCUGUUCAGGCAGCAAUCUGCACUGCCUGGCUUGUCUCUUCUUCUCCUUCUCCACAUAAAAACACCAAAUACCACAACGAUAAGAUAGUUUAUGAGUGUGUUGUUGGCUCCACUAUUGGUUUUUCCGUGUUACUGGGAUACAUUGGCGUAUUGGCUCUUCUCAGCUUUGUGUUGGCAUUUAUGGCGAGGAAUCUUCCCGACAACUUUAACGAGGCCAAACUCAUCACGUUCAGCAUGCUGAUCUUCUGUGCUGUGUGGGUGGCCUUUGUUCCUGCUUAUGUCAGCUCACCGGGCAAAUAUGCAGAUGCAGUGGAGGUGUUCGCCAUCCUGGCCUCCAGUUUUGGCCUUUUGGUGGCGCUGUUUGGACCUAAAUGUUACAUAAUUCUGCUGAGACCAGAAAGAAAUACAAAGAAAGCUCUCAUGGCAAGAGGAAUGGAACAAUAAAAUAAUAGCUUGUAAAAGUCUAAGUACUCCUUCAACGUUCUGUCCCAUUUUGUACGGCGCAACAAAACUUUAAUUAGAUUUUGUUUAAUACUUUCUGCAGGAAGGUGGACAGCAAAUUUUGUAGCUCUUAACAUCUUCACAUCAACUCUGCUCAGCAUCUCUUUCUUUGCUGACAAAAGGGUAUAUGAAGCUGCCACCACCGUGUUUCACAGGGGGACGGUGUGUGCAGGUCAAUGUGCAGUGCAAACAUUCACAUUGUCAUCUCAUCUCACCAGGUCACUAUUCAAUGUGUUUGCAUGUGACUAGCUGCAGACUGACCUCCAUCUUUCAGUAGUGAUUUCCUUCUUGCCACUCAUUCAUGAAGUCAAUGACUAAUUGUGGAGGACUUGACAAUUUCUCCUACCUGCUCUGUGGAAAACUUCGGAGAAUUGCGUCAUGAACACCCAGAAGCUCACUGCUGACAGAUGAGGAUUAAAGUCGUGGACAUAUCUUUAUGGCCGUUAAAGCAGUCAUAAAAAGUCAUCAGUCUUUUUUUUUUUGGUGUCAGAGUAAGUGGGGGCUGAAUACAAAAAUACAGCACAAAUUUUCUUGGUUUUGAUUUGAUCAGGAAUAUAUAUAUUUAUUUUGUGAAUUUGUGCUACUUUACAUUGUUCUAUAUCAUUAUAUUUCUAUACAACAGGCAGAGGUUUGUAGUUGCCACAUUAACAAAUGUGAAGCAAUUCAACGGGUGUGAAUGCUUUUUAAGAGGUGGAAUCAAUUUACAGAUUAAAAUGAAUAUCAUGACUAAUAUGAGAAGUUAUUAAGAUGAGUUUAUGAAAGAAAUUGUUAGAACACUCAAAAUGUCGGAAUCACCGCCAGAGGUUUUUAUUUUUAUUUAUUUAUUUUUUGCCAUAAUGUUACUUUUAAAAUAUCACUGCAGCUGCUUUGUAAUAACAAAUUUGAAUGUAAAUUUGUUUUCUAUGAAUAAAGAUUCAUUUGGUUAAUCU